UCUCUUGCCCUCUAGAUUACACAAGGAACCAGGAUUCUGAACUAAAUGUUGGGGAAUUAUUCUAGUGCCACAGAAUUUUAUCUCCUUGGCUUUCCUGGCUCUGAAGAUCUACACCAUAUCCUUUUUGCUAUCUUCUGCUUCUUCUACUUGGUGACACUAAUGGGAAACAUGGUCAUCAUUACGAUCGUCUGUGUUGACAGACGUCUCCAGUCCCCCWUGUAUUUCUUCCUAGUCCACCUCUCUGUCCUGGAGAUCCUAGUCACAACCAUAGUCGUCCCUGUGAUGCUUUGGGGAUUGCUGCUCCCUGGGAUGCAGACAAUAUCUCUGACUGGAUGUGUUGUCCAACUCUUCCUGUACCUUGCCGUGGGGACCACAGAGUUCACAUUGCUUGGAGCAAUGGCUGUGGACCGUUACGUGGCUGUGUGUAACCCUUUGAGGUACAACAUCAUCAUGACCAGACACACCUGCAACUCUGUGGUAAUUGUGUCAUGGGUGUUUGGAUUCCUUUUUCAAAUUUGGCCAGUUUAUGCCACAUUUCAGCUUACCUACUGCAAAUCAAACGUGGUAAACAAUUUUUUCUGUGAUCGAGGGCAGUUGUUCAAACUAUCGUGCAAUGACACUAUUUUCACAGAGUUUAUCCUCUUCUUAAUGGCCAUUUUUGUUCUUUUUGGUUCUUUGAUUCCUACAAUUGUCUCCUACACCUACAUCAUCUCCACCAUCCUCAAGAUCCCCUCGGCCUCAGGCCGGAGGAAAGCCUUCUCCACCUGUGCCUCCCACUUCACCUGUGUUGUGAUUGGCUAUGGCAGCUGCUUGUUCCUCUAUGUGAAACCCAAGCAAACGCAGGCRGCUGAGUACAACAGGGUAGUAUCCCUGAUGGUUUCAGUAGUGACCCCUUUCCUGAACCCUUUCAUCUUCACGCUCCGCAAUGACAAAGUCAUACAGGCCCUUCGGGAUGGAAUGAAACAUUGUUGUCAGCUAUUCAGGCACUAGCCUUACCCUGAGGCAUUUCACAUGGCAAAACACUUAUAUGGAUUCUAGAAUAAUCUAAGAAGGGGUUAUGUAUCUUUGAACA
Urocitellus parryii (Arctic ground squirrel) is the source of this 1072-nucleotide messenger RNA. RefSeq names its product olfactory receptor family 9 subfamily A member 4 (gene Or9a4). NCBI's taxonomy places the organism in Eukaryota, Metazoa, Chordata, Mammalia, Rodentia, Sciuridae. Gene Ontology annotation, cellular component: membrane. The record is from RefSeq and is a predicted model, not a curated record. Gene Ontology annotation, molecular function: G protein-coupled receptor activity; olfactory receptor activity. Gene Ontology annotation, biological process: G protein-coupled receptor signaling pathway.